AUGGUGUCAUCACGAUCGCUGACUUGGACGUGUCUUCUGGUUCAACUGGUAAUGUCUGUCGUAUGCCUGGUUGCUUCGAUGGCUGUCAUUGCUGCCAAACUUCAAUCCGUAUCAAUCUAUGAGGACAAGCAGUUUGUCAGCAUCGAAUGGUGGGCCUUCUCAUGUCUGAGUUUUGCUAUGAUUCUGGCCACCGUCACUUCGAUGAUUGGUCUGUCGAACAACAAAAACUUUCUUCUUCUACCACAUCUAUUCCUAUUGGUAAGUUCCAGUCAAAUGGUUCAAUAA
Molecule: messenger RNA, 285 nt
Organism: Haemonchus placei
Lineage: Eukaryota; Metazoa; Nematoda; Chromadorea; Rhabditida; Trichostrongylidae
Source: the annotation of a GenBank genome assembly